AUGGAAGAUAUAGUCUUAGGCUUCGCUGCGAGGCCUCCGCAUCCUCGCCAUCCAACAGAUGCAUCACUAGCGAGUCCAUCUGCCGCAACGAGCAGUUCGGGAGGAAGCGCGUUCUCGGCAUCGCCAAUGAGUCUGAUGAUCACCACUUCGCAACAUGCAUCACCUUCCUCUCUGGAUCACCCCCUUAAAGCGGGCACCACCCGUGCCGCAAUGUAUGCCGCCUCGCAUAUUGGCCUGCGUACCCGCGCCUCCUUCAAUAGCCCAUUGGUUCGACUUCACCGCAAACUGAGAGCUAUUUCAGAGUCUCCAGUGUCUAAUAUCGCGGGGGAUCAUGCGAAGAGACUCAAGGCUCCGGACUCUGAGUCCGAGUCUGAACAGUCAUCAGUGUCAGAAGAGCCGUUUGAUGGGGCCAAUGUCCCAGUCAAGCACUCAAAUCACACUAAUACCCUUCCUCGAGACAUUCUCGUGCGAAUAUUCGACUUUUAUGCCGAGAACCUGUGGCUAGAUGUGAAUUACUUGCCAUUCGCAAGCCUCGAGACACUGCUUCUUGUAUGUAGUCGCUGGAGAGACGUUGCUGAGCAGCAUGGGGCUAUGUGGGCCAAAUUUCACAUCGUCCUGUUUAAUCAACGCGACGUCGGAAGAUGGUUAACUCGGAUCAGGAGACGACGAGGACGUAUCAGCGCACACACUUUUAUGGAUAUCAGCAUCCGAGACGGAAGAGAUCUCAGCUCGUGCGAACCUCCCACCGACCCUUCUGGGCUUUCGAACCCCGCAGCAUUUCUCGCUCACCUCAAUGAUCUGGUCUCUUUGAUAACAGAACUGGAAGGAAACAUGGAUAAUGGCUGGGGUACGCUCAGGUGGAGGAGCUUUCGCCUCGCCAUGCCGUCCAACUUUCCCGAAGUCAUCAACCAACUCGAUGGUGACGCCAAAGACGUGGCCUGUUCGCACCUCAACAGUAUAUUCCCGCUCAAGAUGCUAUUUCUCGAGUCACUCGAGCUCGAGAAUGUCGGAUGGAUAUCACCUACUGAUGGUAGCUUCGCCCAUUCCCAACUUCCACCGAUAUUUCAAUGGUUUAUCACCUCGAUCAAAGUGCUUGAUCUGUACAAUUGCCAUCUUCCAACCCUUCCCAUGCUCGAUGGACCACACAGGCUUCACCUCGAAUAUUGCUCUCACUGGAAUGGAUCACGCAAACAAUGGGAAACAGCUGGUCAGAGAAAUGACUCGAACGAUCUCAUAGAAAUGCAAGUCUGGACAGAUCUACAAACGCUCACUAUCGGCCCACUCACCGCGCCCAUCGUACCUCUCUAUCUCCCAUCCCUUCGUACAUUCGAGAUCAUAGUUUGGUGGGGUCAUGAGCACAUAGCACUCACCCACAUAUCUACACUCUCCUUAGAGAGUCUACAUACACUCAUUAUAUCCUGGCCAGACACUCGUUUUGCCCAUCUUUCUCCUCCGCUUCCUACUUCUACCCAGCUUGACACGAUCAAGAACGGAAUCACCGACUUGUUUGCAAAUGCAAGGGUGGUUAAAGUCAUCGAGGCGCCGAGAACGAUCCUCGUCAGUAUUCUCAGCCUUUUACACGAGCACGCCUCCACCCUUUCACCAUUCAGAAACGAAACAAGACAUCUAAUUUUAUAUGAAAAAGCACACAAACUACGAAUAUCGCUCACCGGCGAUGAGAGUGCCAAGCAGCUCAAGGAUAUUGCGCUUCGGCACUUUCAUCUCACCCUCCCUUAUUGGCACUCUACGUCUCCGAUGACGGGCAUAGCCACUCGACGAGUGAAUCGAGGGACUAGCGUAGAUCUCGAACCUAUUUUUGGAGACAUUAUGUCACCUAUCUGA
Serendipita indica DSM 11827 is the source of this 1842-nucleotide messenger RNA. The record is from the annotation of a GenBank genome assembly. Lineage: Eukaryota; Fungi; Basidiomycota; Agaricomycetes; Sebacinales; Serendipitaceae.